Molecule: messenger RNA, 891 nt
Organism: Cucurbita pepo subsp. pepo (vegetable marrow)
Lineage: Eukaryota; Viridiplantae; Streptophyta; Magnoliopsida; Cucurbitales; Cucurbitaceae
Source: RefSeq, a predicted model, not a curated record
ACUGGUGGAGAUACUGGUAUUGCGAUUUCAAAGAAGGCAGGCAUGAUACCUCUUCAAAUGGAACUGGGAGGCAAAGACGCCUGCAUCGUUCUCGAGGAUGCAGAUCUCGAUUUAGUCGCUGCAAAUAUCAUAAAGGGAGGCUUUUCUUACAGUGGCCAAAGGUGCACCGCCGUCAAGGUUGUUUUGGUAAUGGAGUCCGUAGCAGAUGCUUUGGUUGAGAAAGUAAAUGCCCGGGUGGCUAAACUAACCGUCGGUGCCCCGGAAGACGACUCAGACAUUACUCCAGUCGUGACCGAGUCGUCGGCAAAUUUCAUCGAAGGGUUGGUAAUGGAUGCAAAGGAAAAGGGAGCAACAUUUUGCCAGGAGUACAGAAGAGAAGGCAACCUGAUAUGGCCCUUGUUGUUAGAUAAUAUUAGACCUGAUAUGAGGAUUGCAUGGGAAGAACCCUUUGGACCAGUUUUACCAGUCAUAAGGAUCAGCUCCAUUGAAGAAGGAAUCCACCAUUGCAAUGCUAGCAACUUCGGACUUCAGGGAUGUGUGUUCACAAAAGACAUCAACAAGGCGAUAUUGAUAAGCGACGCAAUGGAAACCGGGACAGUUCAAAUCAACUCUGCGCCCGCUCGAGGACCCGAUCAUUUCCCAUUCCAGGGAAUCAAGGACAGUGGAAUUGGCUCUCAAGGAGUGACCAACAGCAUCAACAUGAUGACCAAAGUGAAGACCACAGUGAUCAACUUGCCAACGCCUUCCUACACCAUGGGUUAGUUUGUUUGUUUGUUAGCUUUUAGGAGCCUGCUAGCUAUCUCGCUAUCUGCCUUAGCCUUAAGCUAAAUAGUUCUUCCCUUCUCUUCCACUUUGUGUAAUGAAAUUAAUAGCAAGUAGCUGAGUUGUAUG